GGUUGAGGAGUUGGGACUUGGGAGUCCAAGCAUGAAGUCGUUGCUUAGUAGGGCAGUAAGCCUGCAGCAUCAGUGUUAAAGAGUUAAAUCCAGUUUUUAUGGGACAUAACUUCUGCUGUUGAUAGAAAAAAUUUGCAAAUCAGUCCCGAAAUCUCGAAAAAAUUGGUGUACACUGUACAUACAUUAAAAAAGGGGCCGAAUUGAGAUUCACCUCCUUUUUGGUAGUCACUCGGUUAAAAAUGAAAAAGGAAUGGGGAAGAUAGAAUUCAUAUUUAACAUUUUUUCACGAAAGUCAGCUGCAUCCAAAUACCUAGAGGGAAAAUCUCGGCUCUCUUCAAAAAUCAAUGAUAAAAAUAAUGUAGUCGAUGUACCCACUGUAGUCUUUGAUGUAAUUUCACUACAUAUCACCUGGCAAGUGGCAACGUUGACGGUUGACGGUUUAAGUGAUCUGUCUAUACAUCGAUGGAUCUGUCAUCUGUCACAGUGAUCUGUGGUCCGCUUAGUCCGAACCAAAAUGAAUGCGCGGGAGUUGUGCCGUGGGCUGAGUGUGUACAAAAGUUAACUAGUUCGUAAUUACAUGCACGGUAGUGCGAGUUGAGGAUAUAGCGUGUAGUGUAGCAGUAGAGGUAGCGGCAUGGUCGCGGCGUGGGCGAUGUGGGCGGCGUGGGCGAUGCUGGCGGCGGGCUGGCCGCCGCCGGCGCGCGGGUCGCCGGGCGCGCCCGCCGCCUUCGCGCUGGACAGCACGGUGCUGCUGAACGAGGCGGCGCGGCGCGAGCGCGAGGUCAGCUACAAGAUCCGCGCCGAGCUGCGCGUGCUGCCCGCCGCGCGCGCCGAGCCGCACCACCCGCACGAGCUGCUGAAGUUCGAGCUGGUGUCGCCGCAGCUGCUGUGGCGCGGCAAGCACGCGAACGCGGACUACCUGCCGCUGGCGUCGGCGUGGGACGACCACGCGCACAGCAGCUUCUACGCCCGGCUGAGCGGCGGCCUGGUGCAGCAGCUGUACUUGGACCCCGCCGAGCCCAUCGAUGUUCAGAACUUCAAGAGAUCUCUCGUCAGUUUGUUCCAGCUGCAAGUGUCGGAGGCAGAGAGCAACGAGACGGACGUGUCGGGGGAGUGCGUGGUGCGCUACGAGGCCCCCGCACCCACCACCAUCCGCAAGAUUAAGCGCGGCUGCCGCGCGGCGGGCUGGCCGCAGCACGGCGGCGCGCGCGACGAGCUGCAGUCGCGGCGCCUCACGCGCUACUCGCUGAGCGCCGCGGGCGACGCGCUCGAGGAGGUGUACGCGGAGGAGCUGCACACGCUGGGCGCGGCGGCCGCGGGCGCGGGGCUCAAGGCGCGCGCGUGGGCGCGGCUCACGCGCACGCCGCUCGCGCCCACGGCGCCCACGCCGCUGCCCACGCUGGCGGCCGCGCUGGAGUCGCUGUCGCCCGCGCUGCAGCCCGCGAGCCUCGCCGCCGCGCCGCCCACCGACCUGCACGCCGCGGACGCGCCGCGGCUGAGCGCGGAGGAGCUGGGCGCGCUGGCGGCGCGGGCGGGCGGCGCGGCGCCGGGCGCGGGCGGCUCGCUGACGGCGGCGCGCGCGGCGCUGGCGCUGCUGGACGCGCUGCGCCACGCCGCGCCCGCCGCGCUGGCCGGCCUGCUGCACGACGGCGUCGACGCGGAGCGCCUGUCGGGGCUGUGCGCGGCGCUGGGGCUGGCUGGCAGCGCGGCCGCGCACGGCGCCGCCGCCGCCUUCCUGCGCCUGCGCGAGCGCGACGCGCCGCACCACCUCGCGCACCAGUACUUCGCCGCGCUCGCUCAGGCACCGCACGCACAGGAGGCGGUGCUCGACGACGUGCUGCAGCUGGGCGACGAGCUGCACGACGCCGCGCUCGCCGAGAGCGCGCUGCUGGCCGCCGCCGCCGCCGCGCGCUCCGAGCCCGCCGCGCGCCGCGUGCGCGACGCGCUCGUGCGCGGCCUCGCGCGCUGCGCCGACGACGAGUGCCGUCGCGUGCGCCUCGCCGCGCUCGGCAACCUGCGCCGCGCCGACACCGCCGCGCUGCUGCUGGACCACGCGGCGCGCGGCGGCGCGGCGGCGGGCGCGGCGCUGGACGCGCUCGACGCGCUGCUCACGGCGCGCGGCGCGCUGCCGCCCGAUGCGCCCGCGCGCCUGGAGCGCGUGGCGCUAGACGGCGGCGCGGCGCUGGAGGCGCGCGCGGCGGCGCUCGACCUGCUGCUGCGCGUGGCGGCGCCGGCGCCCUUCUCGCUGCCGCGCGUGCUGCUGCGCCUGCGCGAGCAGCGUGCGCACGAGCUGCAGCGCCUGGCGUGGCAGCGGCUGCACGCGCUGGCACCGCGCCACGAGCCCGUGCGCCUGCUGCUGCGUCUGCUGCCGCCGGCGCUGCGCAGCUGGGACGCGCUCGCGCUGCCGGGCUCGUCGUCGCUGCUGGAGCGCGAGGUAGCGCGCGGCGCAGGCGCGGGCGCAGGCUGGCGCGCGCUGCUGGAGUCGCGGCAGGUGGCGCGCGGCGCGCUGCUGCGGCGCGGCCGCGUGCGGCUGCUGACGUUGACGCCCGACAACCGCACCGACGACACUCUCACCGUGGAGCUGUGGACGCGCGGCCUAGACGCGUUCGCCGGCGCCGCGGCCGAGGGCGAGGGCGAGGGCGAGGCCGAGGCGGAAGAGGCGGGCGGCGGGCUAGCGCUGGGCGUGGGCGGCGCGAGGCUGCGUGCGCUGACUCUGUUCCGCGGCCAGGCCGAGCUGCUAGGCCACGUGUGGGCGGGCACGGCCAGCGAGCCCACGCCCGCGCUGCGCGCGCUUCGCCCCGCGGCCGGCGCGCACGCCGUGCUGCCGCUGCUGGGCGGCGCUGCGCUGCGCUACGAGCGCGCCGCGCUGCUGGCCGCCGCACUGGACGCCGACGCGCAGGUGUCGCUGUGGGCGCGCACGGCGCGCACGCGCCUGCAGCUGCGCUCGGCGCUGGUGGCGCGCGGCCGCGCCUCGGUGCGCGCGGCGUGGGGCGCGCUCACCGCGCACGCGCACAGCGAGCUGGAGCCGCGCCUGCGCAUCGACGCCGACCUCGACUUCUACGACGCCGUCGCGCUCUGCGUGCGCGCGCGCACCGAGGACCACUGGCACAGCUACAACGUGACGCUGACGUCGGAGAUGGGCACGGCGAAGCGGCGCGUGCGACGCUCGCGCACUCAGCGCUGGGCGUGGGCAGGCCGUACGCUGGCGCUGGGCGCGCCCAACGACGCCACGUGCCGCGCUAUGGGCGCCGCGCGCGACUAGCGCCCACGCGCUCACGGCCACGCAAGCGGGAGACAGCCGCGUCGCUCGCUGCGCGCAUGCAUUUAAUACUCUUGUAGAAAUUUUAAAACACUAUUAAUUGAUGAUCAUUUUGAUAAAUUAUUAUUAUUAACCUACAUCAUAAUAUAAUUUAUAUUUUUUGUAACUAUUUAAAGAAUUUCAUCAUGUAAGUAUCGACCUAUGAAUGGGUUCGUAAAUCGUACAGGUAUUGUUAUAUCAAAUUAUAUACCAAAUAAUGUGAGAAACACUGUAAAUAAAAGUAUAUUCAUAAAUUA
This is a messenger RNA of Maniola jurtina (meadow brown), 3555 nucleotides long. RefSeq names its product microsomal triacylglycerol transfer protein (gene Mtp). The coding region runs from base 635 to 3262 and encodes 875 amino acids. Gene Ontology annotation, biological process: lipid transport; lipoprotein metabolic process. The transcript has 11 exons. Lineage: Eukaryota; Metazoa; Arthropoda; Insecta; Lepidoptera; Nymphalidae. The record is from RefSeq and is a predicted model, not a curated record. Gene Ontology annotation, molecular function: lipid binding. Gene Ontology annotation, cellular component: basolateral plasma membrane; Golgi apparatus; endoplasmic reticulum.